CUGCUGUUGACAACCGCGACGACCUGAAGCUCAGGAGCGAAUCUCGACAAUACUGACGAUUUAUCCCCCGCAUCAAAACCAAUUUAUACAUCUACACCCAUCUAACCUCUCCUGUUGCGGCCUCACGAUUAGUCUCCCGAGAUGUCUGCCCAAAACUCCGCAGGCAUCCAGACCCUCCUCGAUGCCGAGAGGGAGGCAUCCAAGAUCGUUCAGAAGGCUCGAGAGUACCGCACCAAGAGGGUGAGGGAAGCGCGAGACGAGGCCAAGAAGGAGAUUGAGGCGUACCGCGCAAAGAAGGAGGCCGAGUACAAGGCCUUCGAGGCCCAGCACACACAAGGAAACAAGCAGGCCGAAGAGGAGGCCAACAGGGAAGUCGAGGCCAAGAUCGCAGAGAUCAAGGAGACAGGCAAGAAGAACCAGGACAAGAUCAUCAAGGACCUGCUAGCGGCCGUCUAUCAGGCUCACCCGACUCCUGCCUCAUGAAGGACCAAAAAAGGCGGGGAAGAGGCGGGGGCGGGGAAAACGACCACGAGGGGAAUACGUCGUAGUGUACCCAGUACGUGUACAUAAGGGGCACGUCGUCUUUGAGCUGGUCUCGUGAUCGAGACAGAGGGCCCAGGCUGCAGAAACGGGGGGUGGGUAGUUGUGUUGGUAAUAUCUACUUCCCAAGAUGAAGCAUAGAGGAAACGAACUGCGUGGCAGCCCGUUUGAUCACACAAUCUGGGCACAGCCCCGUCAACGAUGAGAUG
Molecule: messenger RNA, 749 nt
Organism: Thermothelomyces thermophilus ATCC 42464
Lineage: Eukaryota; Fungi; Ascomycota; Sordariomycetes; Sordariales; Chaetomiaceae
Exons: 6
Coding region: 142-483 (113 amino acids)
Biological process (GO): proton transmembrane transport
Cellular component (GO): vacuolar proton-transporting V-type ATPase complex
Molecular function (GO): proton-transporting ATPase activity, rotational mechanism
Source: RefSeq, a predicted model, not a curated record